AUGUGCUUUGGCUAUUCCCUGGCCGUGUGCUACAGGAGCACUGGCGCAGAGAAUCGGGAGGUGACCCAGGAGGAGAUCGAAGAGUACGCGGAGUUCUUAGGCAUCGACCUGGACACAGAGCGGCACCUUCUGUGGAUUGCGCGCCAGGGCGUCGCCGAGCCGCCGCCGGCGCCCUGGAAG
Molecule: messenger RNA, 180 nt
Organism: Prorocentrum cordatum
Lineage: Eukaryota; Dinophyceae; Prorocentrales; Prorocentraceae
Source: the annotation of a GenBank genome assembly